Molecule: messenger RNA, 690 nt
Organism: Vicugna pacos (alpaca)
Lineage: Eukaryota; Metazoa; Chordata; Mammalia; Artiodactyla; Camelidae
Gene: TGIF2LX
Product: TGFB induced factor homeobox 2 like X-linked
Biological process (GO): regulation of DNA-templated transcription
Molecular function (GO): DNA binding
Source: RefSeq, a predicted model, not a curated record
AUGGAGUCUGCUGAAGAAAGGCCAGUGGAGACCGAAAGCCCGGCGCAAGGCACCUCGGUGGAGUCUGAUGGUUACAUUGCUACAGAUAAAGUUCUUGGCUCACUAGAGAGAAAGAGGAAGCAUAAAGGGUUCCUGCCAACCAAUUCCGUGAAGAUCCUCCGCGACUGGCUGUAUGAGCACCGGCUUAAGGCUUACCCCUCAAAGAGAGAGAAACGAAUGCUGGCAGAGCAGACUAAUUUGUCCUUCACGCAGGUCUCUAACUGGUUCAUGAAUGCCCGCAGACGCAUUCUUCCGGAAAUUCUUCAACAGGCUGGAAGUGAUCCCAGCAUUAUCACCACGUACCACCAAAAAGGCAAGACUGCUGAUGUGACCUACCAGCAGAGCACCGAUCCAUCUAUGAAGGCCAGGUCAGGGCCGACAGAUCCAGACAAGAUACAAGGCCUGCCCCUGAGCCCCCUGCCGAUGGACCAGAAGUCAGGAGAGAAGCUGGAAGAUCUAGAGUGGGUCCCUAAGUUCCAGCCAAUGGAAAAGGACAAGAUUUUCACCGGCAGUCCCUUGCUUCCGUCUUCUCCGGAACCUGUUUCGACAGACAAGUACAUAGACUUCAGCAACUUCUAUUUGCUGGUCGAUGCAGCCGUACAGAAGGCCGCCGAACUGGAGCUACAGAAAAAGCAAGAGCCCAAUCCAUGA